Eremothecium sinecaudum is the source of this 549-nucleotide messenger RNA. It is a transcript of the gene GPX2, whose product is annotated as glutathione peroxidase GPX2. NCBI's taxonomy places the organism in Eukaryota, Fungi, Ascomycota, Saccharomycetes, Saccharomycetales, Saccharomycetaceae. The transcript has a single exon. Gene Ontology annotation, molecular function: glutathione peroxidase activity. Gene Ontology annotation, biological process: response to oxidative stress. The record is from RefSeq and is a predicted model, not a curated record. The coding region runs from base 1 to 549 and encodes 182 amino acids.
AUGGUCGCAUAUCUCUACUCCAAGGUUCCCAAAUCGAGAACUCUAGUAAAAAAAAUGUCUAAGUUUCAUGAACUAACCCCAUUGGAUAGAAGGGGUGAACCCUUCCCCUUCAGUCAAUUAGAAGGUAAAACAGUUUUGAUCGUUAAUGUAGCCUCGAAGUGUGGCUUUACUCCUCAGUAUAAAGAACUCGAAGAGUUGUAUAAGAAAUACAAGGAUCAAGGUUUUGUGGUUAUUGGCUUCCCUUGUAACCAAUUUGGACACCAAGAACCUUCCACUGACGAAGAGAUCGGACAAUUCUGUCAAUUAAACUUCGGUGUCACCUUCCCUGUUUUGAAGAAAAUUAAUGUGAAUGGUCCGGAAGCAGAUCCUGUUUAUGAAUAUUUGAAGGCUCACAAGUCCGGAAUGUUGGGUUUCAAAGCAAUUAAAUGGAAUUUUGAGAAGUUUUUGGUUGACGGUAAAGGAAACGUUGUUGAGAGAUACUCUUCCCUAACUAAACCUUCCUCAAUUGAAAAGCAAAUUGAAAAGCUUCUAGGUAAGAAUGGUAAAUAA